Marchantia polymorpha subsp. ruderalis is the source of this 4131-nucleotide messenger RNA. The record is from the annotation of a GenBank genome assembly. Lineage: Eukaryota; Viridiplantae; Streptophyta; Marchantiopsida; Marchantiales; Marchantiaceae.
GCUGGAGUGGAGAUAGAAGAUUGGGAACGGAGGGAGAAAGAGUGCGGAGUACUGCUGUCUGUGUUUAUUCUGCUGUUGUUGCGCUGUGCCUGGUGAGAGUGAGAGAGAGGAGGAGGAGGAGGGAGAGGGAGAGAGCGCGAGGCUCUGGUGGUGUAGAGAGGAAAGGAGUGCCUGCUGGCGGGGAAUUACGACGAGCUUUUUGCGACAUAGCUAAAUCGAAGGAGGGUAGAGGCGGCGAGAACUCACAGACAUUGAAGCGGAGUAGCUCUCUGGUUGGCAGGGGGCUUUUACUUGGGGAGAGAGAGAGUGAGAGCGAGAGCGAGUGAGAAGAGGCAGAGAGGGAGGGAGGAGGGAGAGAGGGCGGGCGGGAGAGAGAGACAGUGAGAAGGAGGGAGGGAGGGAGAGGGAGGGAAGUAUGGGGAAGUAGAAGAGAGUAGGAGUAUAUUUCGGAGCAGACUGCCGGUCUCCUUUUUUUGGACAUUGGAGAGAAGAGAGGAACUGGUAAAGUGUGGACAGGAGAGAGGAGUAGUGUUUCUCUUUGACGGCACUGCCGCUGCUUCGUCAUUUUGGUGGCAACGGGGGCUUUGAUUGUCUGUGACUUCUCCGUUUCAGACACCAGCCUGUCUUGUGUAUGGUCUUUCUAUUCUCUCGCGGGCGCUGUAUCGUUCCUGUCUCCUCUCUUGUCUCUCGCUUUCGCGCUUGUCGGUCUAACCUCUCGGCCUUCCAUCCUCGCCUCCAUCGCUGCUGUAUCCAGAGUUCACAAGCGCAGUGUCACUUGGUUCGCCCGACGUUAAUCCCUGCUUUCUUCUCGUCUGUACUCUCUCUCUUCUUUCUCGCUCGCUGCUAUCUGUACACAAGGUGUGAGCUCUCCCCCACCCGCCCCGCCCCUCCCCUCCACUCCCCCUCUCCCCACUCUCACCCCCCGUCCCCUCGUUCACGCACUCCAAACCUGGUGCCUUCGUUGCUUCGUUGGCUCUUUCGCUCUCGCUGUCGGGUACCAUUUGGACCUCUAUAGUUUUCUUUCUUACUCUACAUCCGCAGCGUUGAACGGUUUUGCGUUUUCACUCCUCGUGAGUCGUCGAGGUCCUUUGCUCGUGCCCUGUCUUUAAGGACGUUCUCUUCUAGGGUUCUGCUGUCACCUCCUGCACUUUUGUCGCCUUGUUGUUCGGUUCGAGUCCUUCGAGUCUGUUGCAUAGAGGAUUUUCCCUCUAGCCAGAGCUGUCAACUCUGGAGGGGGACGAGAAAAAGUAUUUCGCAGGUUGAAGGCUAAAUUUGUGCAGACGAAGACUGCCUAGGGUUAUCUGUGUCACCAGAGCUGCUGUAGAGUCUGGUCUCACUCCUCACAUGUUCUUGCUGGAAGGCGGGUGUCAAAGAAAGACUCGUGAUAUUUUGAAGAUGCUUUAUAUCUGUCAUCUGAAUUUGUUGAAGGACAAUUAGAGGCCGGACAAUAUGAGAGUAGUGAUAGUAGGAAUUACAAUAUGAAAGCGGAGAUAGUAGGAGGAGGUAAGCUCACUAAAGAUAAGGACUAGGGACACUGGGUUCACAACACAUCAGCAAUUUCGUGUAAUGUAGAAGCAGUUCUGAGUUAGCGGAUAUCUCACAGAACUGCUUCGGAGAUAGACUUCCAAGGCUUCAAAGAAACAGAGGUACUGAGGCGUGUCAGCUUGCUUGAAUAUGUUCAGUUCCCAGACGCCACUGCCACCUCUGGCCCGACAACCUCAGACCCCUCUAUUUCACGCGUUGCCUGCACCCGGACAUGCUUCCUCUCGGGAGGAGGAUGAGGAGGAAGAAGCCCCCUAUCAUCCCGAUCCUCUUCCCCCGCCGCAACCAGAACCACUGCGGGAGAGAAUACCUCCUUCUCCUGCACGUGAGGAGACCAUGUCUCCCGUGGAACGGCUCGAGGUCCCUCCUCCUGUCGCUCCAUCUCACUCAAUGUCUACCGUCUUAGCUCUUGCAGCCCAACCUCCUAUAUCUCCCGACCUUAAGGUCACGGAGAACGGAAAUUCAGGAGCGACUGGAGAGGCCGAUGCCGACGCCGAGGAGGACAAGAAGCGCGAGAGGGAGCACAAGAAGAGGUCUAAGAACUGGACUCGACCGGAGACUCUGAAACUCAUCAGACUGAGAACAGAUUUAGAACCAAGAUUUGCCAAGAGUGGAAGGAAAACGGAGCUCUGGGACGAGAUUGCCGAAGCACUUCAGCGAGAGAGAAUUACUCGGGACGCUCAACAAUGCCGAGACAAAUGGGAGAAGCUCACAGCAGGAUACAAGGAAGUUCGAGAUGGUGUUAAGGACAGGGAAGACAAUCCAUUCUAUGAUGAACUUCAUCCGUUGCUCUCAGGGAAGUCUUUGAAGCGGGAGCGAGAAAGAGAUAAGGAUACUUUUGGAAGCGGCAAAGAAGGUGCUGGGCGAGACUACUCGAAAGAGUUGAGUCGAGAGCUGGUAGUGGAUGGUUUUACCAGAGAUAUUGAUAAAGACGGUCUGUAUAGGGGUGGAGCCAGAGGAAGAGAAACGUUCAAAGACGACGAUGACGACGGGGACGAGGCGGAGGCCAGAGCUCCGUCAAGAAAGAAGAAAAGGGGCCCGAAGUACAUCACCGUGACUGACCUCGCUGCUGUGCAAAGUUUGUUAGAGGCAGUGAUAUCGCGGCAACAACGGUUUUUUAGAGAUCUUCUGGACUCCAUGGAGAGGAAAGAACAGUUACGGGAACAAAUUCGUCAGGAGAAAGAGGACAAGUGGCGAGCUGAAGAACGAGCUCAACGGGGCAUUUUCAACAAUGCGAUGAUAGUUCUCACUCAGAAACUAGUUGGCGACCGUGUUAGUGCGGUCGUACCUGGUGUUGCUGGGCCAUUGGUAGUAGGGAGUCCGGAGGGUCCUCAAGGUCCGAAGAGAAGGUCCAAGAACUGGAAAAGAGCUGAGGUCCUUCAGCUUAUCAAGUUACGGGGGGAGAUGGACAGUCGAUUUGUAAAGUCUACAAGAAGAGCCGCACUUUGGGAAGAGCUUGCGGAGCUGCUGGCCGCGCAAGGUAUCAAAAGGGACGGCAAACAAUGUCGAGAGAAGUGGGACAAGCUAAUGGCCGAGUACAAAGACGUUGCCGAUGGUAAACGGGACCAGGGUGAGAGUCCUUACUUUGCUGAGUUGACUGCAAUCAUAGGGCGGCCACCGGAGGCUGCUUAAGCCAUUGCUCAAAUACAACCCAAGCUGCGAAGAAGGGAAGCAGGGAAUGAGGAGGUAGCGAGAAAAAUCCGAGCUUGAGGGGAAGUGGUGGAGAUGUUGGAUUGUUCCGCACGUUAUCGGCAUGGGGGUAGUGUCACGUAGUUAGCUAGAAAGUAGAGAGAAGAAUGGCUUGGAGGACUCUGUACAAGAUGAAGGUGAUCUCGUGAGUCCUCCAUUUAUGAGUAAAUGAGUGUGUUAAGUGGUGACCACUUGUAUAGAAGGUGGAAUGCUUUGGAACGUCACACGAGCGAAAGCGUCAGCUUACAGUGGAACUGGUGCUGUGUAUGGAGAUCCUGUGUCGACAUAUCGUAAUAUUGGCAUUGACAUUAUUCGGGUUCUCUGAACUUUCCAAAGAGUCCCUUUGUAGAAGUUCUUAGCUGGAUAGUUUGUGCUAGUAAUUUUUCCCCGGUGGUCACUCGCUAUUCAUGUAUUUUCGCGUCUACUCCCUCCCUGAUUUGCCCAGAGCCUAAUCAACUACUGAUUAGGGGGUCUGAGGACAGAGAUUAGGACUGUUUAGUGUUGUAUAUUAUAGUACUAUUCAAAUCUUCGAGUACAGCGUGUCUGCGCGAGAUUCAAAUUCUUUUUGCGGAAGACUUGAGGAGUGCAGGAAAGUUUGGGGAGAGUGGAUCAAAACUGGUGGCCCGAGUUCAUCCACUUGCCACGCGGGUUUGCGAGCAUGCCCGCCCGUCUGUCCUCAUCGGACAGCCCAUGUUUACUCUCUGAUAUUCAAGCACAUGACACGGCUGUGUUGUAAAUCCUUCGUACAAGAAUAUGGUGCACUUUUGAAGACUUGCCGAUCCGAGCUGGCCCGUCAUUACAAGCUCACGCCAGCAUCUGAAUGCUCCGCAAUCAGAGCUUUUGUUGCGAUGAUGCCAUUUCGAAGUGUAAUUCCAAAGAUUCACAUGUGCAGGUCUCACU